CGAGGCGAGGCGACCCACCCCGAACAGAACGAAAUGCGGAGGCGGAAAAAAUUCUGCCCCCCGUCCUCUGCUCUUUCCCACGCUCGCGUCUCGCGAAGCGACAGAUAGAGUAGAGGUGGCGGGCGCCUCCUCCGCCGUCCACCACCGCCACCUCCUCGGCUGCCCCCAAAAACCCCCCGGCUCCCUGCCCCCUCGCUAUCUAGGGUUUCCGGCCGCGGUGGCGCCAAUGACGGACACGCGCGGAGGCUGGUGCUGGGACGUGCCCGGGUUCGAGCCGCCGACGGCGAUGCCGCGGGCGCCGCCUACCACCAUGGUGCUCCGCCCCUCCGCAGGGGCACCCCGCGCGGCGGCCGGCGCAGUGCCUGUUGCCGACCGGCUCGGCCAGCUCGCGGACAGCGUCCAGCUUACUAGAGAGGACUGCUUGGAGCUUAGACAGGAAGCUAGCGACCUUCUUGAGUAUUCUAAUGCAAAACUGGGUCGUGUCACCCGCUAUCUUGGAUUUCUUGCUGCCAGAACUCGAAAAUUAGAUCAAACUGCCCUUGCGACUGAAGCUAGAAUCACUCCUUUGAUUCAUGAGAAGAAAAGGCUUUUCGAUGACCUGUUGACCUUGAAAGCCAAUGUCAAAGUGUUUUGUUGUAGCAGACCACUAUUUGAAGAUGAGGGUCCAUCAAUGAUCGAGUUUCCAGAUGAUUUUACUAUCCGUGUAAACACUGGAGAUGAGUCUUUAACCAAUCCUAAGAAGGAUUAUGAGUUUGAUAGGGUAUAUGGACCCCACACUGGGCAAGGUGAACUUUUCCAUGAUGUUCAACCAUUUGUGCAAUCUGCCCUGGAUGGGUACAAUAUUUCCAUAUUUGCAUAUGGUCAGAGCCGCCCUGGAAAAACACAGACAUUGGAAGGAUCUAGUCAUUAUCGUGGUUUAUAUCUGCGGAGCUUUGAAGAGCUGUUUGAUCUUUCAAACUCGGAUACUACUUCCACUGCACACUUCAACUUCUAUUUUACUGCCUGUGAGCUGUACAAUGAUCAGGUCAGGGAUUUGCUGUCAGAAUCUAGGAGUACUGUCCCAAAAGUUCGUAUGGGUGUGCAAGAAUCCUUUGUGGAACUUGUGUAAGAGAAGGUUGAAAAUCGACUGGAGUUUUCUAGGGCACUAAAGACAGCACUUCAAAAUUGAUCUGUUAAUUCGCCAAGGGCCAUGGUUUCUAUCCUGAUUAUUACCAUCCAUAUACACUACAGAAACUGUGUGACAGGAGAGCACCUGUACAGUAAGCUUUCUCUUGUGGAUUUGCCAGCAAGUGAAUGCCUGGUUGAAGAAGAUGCCAAUAGGGAUAGCGUAACAGAUUUUUUGCACAUCUCAAAGUCACUUUCUGCGCUAGGUGAUGCGUUAGCCUCUUUAAGUGCAAAAAAGGAGCCAGCUCUAUCUGGAAAUUCAAGAAUCACACAAAUCUCAGCUGACUCUCUAGAAACUGCAUGAAGAGAACGAGAAGCUGUGUAACAGACUCACAGAGAAGUCGGGAUUAGGAAGCUUGCCACAGGCAUCAAGCCCAUAUGCAAACAAGCUAACUAAUGCUCAGGGGAGGGAGAUAGGCAGGAGUGAAGCACCAAAAGCCAAUCGCCAGAUGUGUUUGCAUCACCAGUGUCUCAGGAUAAAACUGGAAACAGCGGAGCUAUUGUGAAAUCAAGCAAUGAGAGAGCAAAAACUACGCCUGCUGGGGAGUACCUUACAUCUGCACUGAUGGAUUUUGAUCCUGACCAGUUUGAGGGAUUUGCUGCAAUAGCUGAUGGUGCUAAUAAGCUUUUGAUGCUGGUAAUUAAUACCACCCCAACAGAAACUAUUCAUAUUGGACUUACUGUAUUUUUGUUCCUCAUAACUAAGCAAGUUUCACCU
Messenger RNA from Phragmites australis (common reed), 1882 nucleotides. Its product is annotated as kinesin-like protein KIN-14L. Bases 227 to 1108 code for a protein of 293 amino acids. The record is from RefSeq and is a predicted model, not a curated record. Gene Ontology annotation, biological process: microtubule-based movement. The transcript has 12 exons. NCBI's taxonomy places the organism in Eukaryota, Viridiplantae, Streptophyta, Magnoliopsida, Poales, Poaceae. Gene Ontology annotation, molecular function: ATP binding; microtubule motor activity; microtubule binding.